Messenger RNA from Anoplopoma fimbria (sablefish), 2432 nucleotides. It is a transcript of the gene yars1, whose product is annotated as tyrosyl-tRNA synthetase 1. Lineage: Eukaryota; Metazoa; Chordata; Actinopteri; Perciformes; Anoplopomatidae. Bases 34 to 1710 code for a protein of 558 amino acids. The record is from RefSeq and is a predicted model, not a curated record. The transcript is spliced from 14 exons. Gene Ontology annotation, biological process: tyrosyl-tRNA aminoacylation. Gene Ontology annotation, molecular function: tyrosine-tRNA ligase activity; ATP binding; tRNA binding.
AAGCAAUCGAGCGCAGAGUUGUAGCGAACGCUGAUGCAACACACUGACAGCAGGUCUUAUUCACCCGCGUCUCACCGGCACAAGACACCGCUUCUGAGACUCUGCACCAUGGCGGAUCAGCUGAGUCCAGAUGAGAAGCUCCACCUCAUAACUAGGAACCUCCAGGAGGUCCUCGGGGAGGAGAAGCUGAAGCAGGUUCUUCAGGAGAGAGAGGUGAAGGUCUACUGGGGCACAGCGACCACCGGGAAACCCCACGUAGCUUACUUUGUCCCGAUGUCCAAGAUAGCAGACUUCCUCAAGGCUGGAUGUGAGGUCACUAUUCUGUUUGCAGACUUGCAUGCCUUCCUAGACAACAUGAAGGCCCCCUGGGAGCUGCUGGAGCUCAGGGUGAAGUACUACGAGCAGGUCAUCAAGGCCAUGUUGGAGAGCAUUGGGGUGCCCCUGGAUAAACUCAAGUUUAUCAAAGGAACGGACUACCAGCUCAGCAGAGAGUACACUCUGGAUGUCUACCGUCUGUCCUCCAUGGUGACGGAGCACGACGCUAAGAAGGCUGGAGCCGAGGUGGUCAAACAGGUGGAUCAUCCCCUGCUGAGUGGUCUGCUCUACCCGGGUCUGCAGGCUCUGGAUGAAGAGUACCUGAAGGUGGACGCACAGUUUGGAGGAGUUGACCAGAGAAAGAUUUUCACUCUGGCAGAGAAGUACUUACCUUCACUUGGCUAUGCUAAGCGCUCCCAUCUGAUGAACCCGAUGGUACCUGGACUGACAGGAGCCAAGAUGAGCUCCUCAGAGGAGGAGUCAAAGAUCGACCUGCUGGACUCUGCUGGAGAUGUGAAGAAGAAGCUGAAGAAGGCUUUCUGUGAGCCGGGAAACAUCCAGAACAACGGAGUCCUCUCCUUCGUCAAAUAUGUCAUCUUCCCUCUACGCGGAGAGUUCUGCAUCAAAAGGGACCCCAAGUUGGGAGGAGACAAAAUCUACACUGACUUUGAAGAGGUGGAGAAGGACUUUGCGGCGGAGUCGGUCCACCCAGGAGACCUGAAGGCCUCGGUGGAAGUAGCUCUGAACCAGCUGCUGGAUCCAAUCAGAAAGAAGUUUGAGUCGCCUGAGCUCCGCAAACUCUCCAACACCGCCUACCCCAACCUCUCAAAGACGAAAGGAGCAGGAAAGAGUGCCAAGGCAGGAGGAGGAGGAGGAGGAGGAGUGGAUGAUGAGCUGUCCCCCUCCAGAGUGGACAUCAGGGUGGGCAAGAUCAUCAGUGUGGAGAAGCAUCCAGAUGCUGACUCGCUGUUCCUGGAGAAGAUUGACGUGGGAGAGCCGGAGCCGAGGACGGUCGUCAGCGGGCUGGUGGCUUAUGUUUCACAGGAGGAGCUGCAGGACAGACUGGUGUUGGUGCUGUGCAAUCUGAAACCCCAGAAGAUGCGAGGGAUCGAGUCCCAAGCGAUGCUGCUAUGUGCCUCUGUCGAAGGGGAUCCGAGGAGGGUGGAGCCUCUGGACCCUCCAGAGGGGUCGUCGCCAGGAGAACAGGUCUUUGUCGAGGGAUAUGAGACGGGCAAACCAGACGACAGACUCAACCCAAAGAAGAAGGUGUGGGAGAAUAUACAGGCCGACCUGAAGAUAUCAGACAAGUGUGUGGCUCAGUGGAAAGACUACCAGCUGAUGACCAAACUAGGACAGAUCACAUGUAAGACACUCAAAGGAGGCAACAUCAGCUAGAUGCAUCACAUCACACCUCUGAAGCUGCUCCCGCCGGCCACAUCACCACUACAAUACCUUCAUCAACAAAAAUCACCAUGGCAACAACAGUCAUACUUGAUCUGGAGGGUUUUUCUGGAGAAUUAUGGGACAUUGAUGCCAAAAGUCUCUUUGGACAGGCUGUGACACAUUCUAUUACCUUGCUUUUAACUCUAUUAGAAUAAAUACGGUGUUUAAUGUAAUUCUUGAAAGUGUACGACACAAAUUCUUCAACUUAUAAACAUAUGAUUCAUUACGUUUUCUUUUUUUUUUUUUUACCUCUGUUGUAUGUUGUUCUUUACACACUUAAAUAUACAAAUACAAUACGAGUUUUGCAGAAGAGACAUAUUGUUACUCAUAAUGAAGGGUUGGGGUUAAUUAAUCAAAUGUCUCAGUAUUGGUUCCUGGAAAUAGCUGAUAAGGAAUCUCAGGUUUUUAAAAAGGGAAUUCAUGUGUCAGUACUUUUCUGGGUUGAAAUUGCCUUCAUGUGAACUUCAGGGCAUCUACCAAACCUGAUGAAUGAAAAAUGUUUUAUGGGUUUCAGACAUCAGAUAUCUGUAUUUAAAAAAAAAAAAAAAAAUCAACAUACCAUAUAUUAUAAUACAUAGGACGGGUGCUUUGGGGGAAGUGUACAGAAAUCAAUAUCUGGACAUUAACUGUCAUAUCAUCAUGAUGCAUCAGCUCUAACAUGAAAUAAACGCUGG